This is a messenger RNA of Dipodomys ordii (Ord's kangaroo rat), 751 nucleotides long. RefSeq names its product ribosomal protein S5 (gene Rps5). The coding region runs from base 90 to 704 and encodes 204 amino acids. Gene Ontology annotation, cellular component: cytosolic small ribosomal subunit; ribosome. The transcript is spliced from 6 exons. Gene Ontology annotation, biological process: ribosomal small subunit assembly; translation. NCBI's taxonomy places the organism in Eukaryota, Metazoa, Chordata, Mammalia, Rodentia, Heteromyidae. Gene Ontology annotation, molecular function: mRNA binding; rRNA binding; structural constituent of ribosome. The record is from RefSeq and is a predicted model, not a curated record.
GGCCCGCUACGCGCGACCUCUUCCUGUCUGUGCUUGGGCGGCGCGCGGACCACGCGGAGCGGACGGAAGUCUCCUGCCUAGCGAUCAGGAUGACCGAGUGGGAGGCCGCCACGCCAGCUGUAGCAGAGACCCCCGACAUCAAGCUUUUUGGGAAGUGGAGCACCGACGAUGUGCAGAUAAACGACAUUUCCCUGCAGGAUUACAUUGCAGUGAAAGAGAAGUAUGCCAAGUACCUGCCCCACAGCGCAGGACGGUAUGCUGCCAAGCGCUUCCGCAAGGCACAGUGCCCCAUUGUGGAGCGUCUCACGAACUCCAUGAUGAUGCAUGGUCGCAACAACGGCAAGAAGCUCAUGACUGUGCGCAUCGUCAAGCACGCAUUUGAGAUCAUCCACCUGCUCACUGGUGAGAACCCUCUGCAGGUUCUGGUAAACGCCAUCAUCAACAGCGGGCCCCGGGAGGACUCCACUCGGAUUGGGCGAGCUGGAACAGUGAGAAGGCAGGCUGUGGAUGUGUCCCCACUGCGCCGGGUGAAUCAGGCCAUCUGGCUGCUUUGCACCGGUGCCCGUGAGGCUGCCUUCCGCAACAUCAAGACCAUCGCUGAGUGCCUUGCGGAUGAGCUUAUCAAUGCUGCCAAGGGCUCUUCCAACUCCUAUGCCAUCAAGAAGAAGGAUGAGCUGGAGCGUGUGGCCAAGUCAAAUCGCUGAUUUCUCGGUUGCUGCCCAAUAAAGUGCCCUUUGGGGAAUUUCACUUG